AUGCAAUUCUCCGUCGUCGCUACAAUCGUUUCCAUCGCUGCCCUCGUUGCUGCUGAUAACAUCACCUAUGUUGACGUUACGACUACCCCACAAGCAACGGAAUCCGUUGUGUCUACUGUCCACUCCACUUCUACCCCAUACACCUUCACCACCAUUGCAACUUCAAACUCGACCUCAUCCGGGAACGCAAGCUCUUCAUCUACUUCUCCCACUUUGAGCGUCUACGAGGGCUCUGCCAAGGGCAUCAGUGCUGGCAUCGGUGCCCUAGUUGGUGCUGUGGCCGUUGCUUUAUUGUGA
Molecule: messenger RNA, 297 nt
Organism: Lachancea mirantina
Lineage: Eukaryota; Fungi; Ascomycota; Saccharomycetes; Saccharomycetales; Saccharomycetaceae
Source: the annotation of a GenBank genome assembly